Messenger RNA from Lactuca virosa, 1078 nucleotides. The record is from the annotation of a GenBank genome assembly. Lineage: Eukaryota; Viridiplantae; Streptophyta; Magnoliopsida; Asterales; Asteraceae.
CUUACUUGCUAUCGUAACUAUUACCAAAUUUCUGAAAAUUGUCAUCGUCUUUGCCUUUCCGUUGACAGAUCUCCUCUUCCUCCUGGGACACACCACAACGGCACAACCACCACCGCGAUUGAUCGGUGAGAAAAAAAUGCAACCAGCAAACACCACCUUGUCUGAUCUUUAUACUCACCAUCGCCAUCACGAUACCUCUCAGUACUACUCGUAUUUCCCCUCUCAAAACCCUAACCCUUAUCCCCUUCAUCAGCAACGCCACUUGCAAAUUGAAUCGCAAUAUAGUAGUGCCGCUAUAAAUCCUGAUCCUCCUGGUUCCGAAUCCUAUUUGCCGUCAUAUUCCAUUAGCCACGCCGGUGCCGCCUACAAUGCUCUCCACGCCAGUGCUCUGACCUACGCUCAGACAAUUACUGCGGCGCCACCACCUACUUAUGCAUCCGACUUGUUGGUGCAAAAUUGGGCGACAGAGGAGUCUGUUCAGCCAUAUGGAAGUGCUCUAUAUGCAACUGCUGGAUUGAUAGGUCAAGAUAGUUCACAACAACUACUAACUUCAAUCCCCACCGGUGCCAGUAGAUGGACCAAUCCAAGCGCCCAACAACCUCGUGGGCCAUGGAAAAAAAUCCCAAAGAAAACAAAAAUCGCCCAGUCAGCGUGGUGUGAAAUCUGUAAAAUCGAGUGCAACACCAAGGACAUUCUUUAUAAACAUAAGUUGGGUAAAAAACACAUCAAAAACAUAGAAAAAUUAAACCCAGCUGCUUCUAUAACUAUUGGCACUACUUCCACAAGCAACCCCAAUCCAAUCAUAGGACCCUUGGAAAACCCUAAAAAUCCCAAUCCCAAUUUGGGCCCAAAAAAGAAGAAGGUGGAGACUCCACAAGAGCUAGAAAUGAAGAGAAGGAAGGUAGUGGAAGGUGGUGCAGCUGUGAAUGCUGUGAGGACUUGUACAAUAUGCAAUGUCGUUUGCAAUAGUGAUACGGUUUUUAGAUUCCAUCUUGGGGGCCAAAAGCAUAUUUCCAUGUUGAAAAAAUCACACCAAGGUAGUGGUACAGUUUGAGAGUUUGAACAUAAUCAUGACUCA